AUGGGAGUUUCGGCUGGGAGGGUUACGGUGGAUGACGGAGAGGGCAUUGGCGGGAUCGGCGUAAGAGCUGGGAAAACUACAGAUGAUGAUGAGGAUUUGCGGCGGGAUUAUGGGGGCCACGGCGGAGAAGGAGGAUUGUUGGAAGGGGAGUUGGAAUAUCACCAAGCAAUUGAGAAAAUCAGGAUUAUUGAGCAGCUGGGCCUCCGAUGCUUCAAUAGUUUCGAACUCGAUAUUGUCGACGGCCCUGAAUUCGAUAGGGUCAUCAACAAGCGCUUUAUCGGAUACUUCCUUGGCUUCGACUCCAUUAACGAGCCUCCUUACAGAUAUAUCCUCGACUACGCUGCUGACAAUCUCGAGUACGAAUUCUCCUCCUCCGUCGCCAGCGGAAACAUCCGCUGGGAUGUCCAUCCCACCUACAACAAGUUCAACGUCAUCAUUAUCAUCAAUUACACCUCGGCCUCAAAAUACAGAAAUAAUGGAACUACAACAAGUAAUACUAGGUCCACAGGUUCAACUACCCUUACCUCAUCGCAGCCUAGUAGUGAGUCAACAGUUACUGUUGAUGGUACUGUUAUUGUUUACACGUACUCAACAAGCACACGAGAAUUGAGUUCUUCCUCAAGCACUGGUGGUGGUGGAUAUGUAGCACCGACAAGUAGUACUUCUGCAUCUGCAGUUCCGACAUCAACAACUACACCUUCUGAUAAUAGCCCCCCUGUAAGCCCAAGUCUUCUUGGAGGCGUUCUGGGGGGUGUAGCGGGAAUUGCGUUCAUACUGGUAGCCAUAUUAUAUUUAUUACGACGACACAAGAGAGCCGUUGCUGCACAACAAAGAGAUGACGCAGGGUAUGGUGGCCCGCUAGAAGGGGCCGAGGGGGAUCAGAUGAUGCAAAGGUCUGGGGCGGCUCCUUUUGCCCUAGCUGGGUCAUUUUUUAGGAGCCCACGAACACCUCGUGCCAGUCAAUCUUCCGACACACCCACAGUACCCUCAACGUCAGAAGUGGGCUUCUAUAAGGUCUCUGGCAGGAAAUUGGCACCAGUCCUUGGUGGCCCGCGCCCUGGAUAUGGCUCCACGCGGUCUGCGGGAGGAUCUUCAUAUUACCCUGAUGAUGAUGGAAUAACAGUAGCUUCAACACCCAGUGUAGUAGGACCCUCGAGAUAUUCGUCAAUGACGGCUAGCUCAACAUCACCAACCGGCUCAACUGCUCCUAUGAACUUUUCUUCGGCGGUACCACCUACACCGCCAUCAACUCAUAUGCCGCCACAUAUAGGCAGCUCGAUGGCGCCUCCGCCACCUCGAAUACAGGAAGAGCCCGUGGAGAGUGAUAACGAAUCUACAGACAAGCUUCCCAGACCACCGCCGUUCCCCAGACAAUUGAGUACAGUCAGUGUCGGGAGCGCUGGCAAGGACGGAGUGGGUAGAUCAUUGCCAUCACAUGAUGGUUCACGAGCCUCGCGGUUUACUGAGGAUAUAGUGUAA
Morchella importuna is the source of this 1479-nucleotide messenger RNA. RefSeq lists its product as uncharacterized. The transcript has 6 exons. Lineage: Eukaryota; Fungi; Ascomycota; Pezizomycetes; Pezizales; Morchellaceae. The record is from RefSeq and is a predicted model, not a curated record. Bases 1 to 1479 code for a protein of 492 amino acids.